AUGGAGAUCGAUUGUAAUGUGAAAAGAGAUGAAGUGGAGAAGCUUGUGAGAGAGUUGAUAGAUGGAGAGAAGGGUAAGGAGAUGAGGAAACAUGCCAUGAAGUGGAAGAAAAUGGCAGAGGAAACAAUUGAUGAGAGCCAUUUUCCUAAUGGGUGCAUGGACACUACAGUUGACUGGAUUCCCGGGAUAAAAAGUAUCCACCUCAAGGAUCUCUCAAGCUUUCUGCUCAUAUCAGAUCCGAAAGAUAUCCUGCUGAACUUUAUUUUGGAGAUAGUAGGGAAAGCUUCGAAAGCUUCGGCCAUAGUUGUGAAUACUUUUGAUGCAUUGGAGUGUGAAGGAUUGGACGCUCUUUCCUUCAUGUUUCCUCUUGUUUACUCCAUUGGCCCUCUUCAUUUGCUUCUCAGUCAAUUUCUACAAAACAAUUGGAAGUUGAAUAAUAUCGGUUUUGAUCUUUGGAAAGAUGAAGCCGAUGUCUUGAUUGAUUCCAAGGAAUCCAACUUGGUUAUUUAUGUGAAUUUUGGCAGCGUCACAAUCCUAACCCCACCACAAAUGGUCAAGUUUGCUUGCGAGAGCAAAAAAGCCUUCAUAUGGGUGAUUAGGCCUAACAUGAUGAAGGUGACUCAGUGA
This is a messenger RNA of Carya illinoinensis, 627 nucleotides long. RefSeq names its product 7-deoxyloganetin glucosyltransferase-like. The transcript has 2 exons. NCBI's taxonomy places the organism in Eukaryota, Viridiplantae, Streptophyta, Magnoliopsida, Fagales, Juglandaceae. The record is from RefSeq and is a predicted model, not a curated record. The coding region runs from base 1 to 627 and encodes 208 amino acids.